This is a messenger RNA of Ictalurus punctatus (channel catfish), 2588 nucleotides long. RefSeq names its product B-cell receptor CD22. The coding region runs from base 161 to 1609 and encodes 482 amino acids. Gene Ontology annotation, molecular function: transmembrane signaling receptor activity. The transcript is spliced from 7 exons. NCBI's taxonomy places the organism in Eukaryota, Metazoa, Chordata, Actinopteri, Siluriformes, Ictaluridae. Gene Ontology annotation, biological process: cell surface receptor signaling pathway. The record is from RefSeq and is a predicted model, not a curated record.
ACCCAAACCGACUGUGAGAGUUAAUCCUCAGAGCUCCGUCUACACUGGAGACACCAUCACUCUGACCUGUGAGCGGCAGUCGACUGGAUGGGAGAUUCAAUGGUAUAACAAUAAUCAGCAGUUACAGCCUCUGAACAGUGAAGAAGCAAACACACUUAAAAUGACAGUCGAUAAUGCAGGAGAAACAGAGUACAAGUGUCGCGCAUGCAGGAGAUACUACUACACUGGGUACUACUACGGCUACUACUACUACUACCACUACUACUGCACAGAGAUCAGUGAUCCUGUCAGGAUUACAGUGAGAGCAAGACCUAAACCAGUAGCAUCCAUAGAUCCUGAUAAACCGGUGUUCAGUGGAGACGCCGUCACUCUGAGAUGUGACCUACAGGAUGAAAGCUGGCAGUACAGCUGGUAUAAAGAUGAUUCACGCAGGCCUGUCAGUAGUGAACAGGUGUACACAAUCAGUGGUGUUGAAGUGACCCAUACAGGUAAAUACACCUGUAAAGGAGCAGAGAGACAAGGCUCACGCUCCUCACACUUCAGUGAUGCUGUUACACUGACUGUAUCAGAGAGACCAGGGGCAGUACUGAGUGUAUCUCCACAGAGCUGGCUGACUGAAGGAGACUCAGUGACUCUAAGCUGUGAGGUUACAGACUCCUCUACAGACUGGACAUUCAGCUGGUACACAGCUGUUCCCUACAGAGACGGCUUAACUCAAAUAAAACAUAAUCAUGGCUAUAUCAUGUAUGUGGAGCUCCUCUCAGACAGCAGCAGAGGAUCUGGAGGCAAAUACACUCUCAGUCCUGCUGCUCUUAAGCACACAGGAGUUUAUAUGUGCAGAGGAGAGAGAGGAGAACCAGCCUUACACACAGAGUACAGCAAUCCACAGCCACUAUGGAUCACUGGUGAAUCUCCUCCAGUCUCUCUGAUCAUCAAUCCCAGCAGAACUCAACACUUUACUAAUGACUCUCUCUCACUGAGCUGUGAGGACCAGAUUAACUCUACUGGAUGGAGAGUGAGACGAUACACACACAGUGAGGGAGUGUUAGAUUGUUCAAGGGGAUCAGUUACAGGAUCUACAUGUAAAAUCAGCUUCCUCUCCACAUCCUACACUGGAGUUUACUGGUGUGCGUCUGAAUCUGGAGAAAACAGUAAUCCUGUCAACAUCACAGUGCAUGGUGAGUCUUCAUAUGGUGAUGUGAUCCUGGAGAGUCCUGUCCAUCCUGUGACUGAGGGACAUCCUCUGACUCUACGCUGUUUAUAUCGAUACCCAAAUUCCUCAAACCUCCGAGCUGAUUUCUAUAAAGAUGGAUCAGUUCUCCAGACACAGACUACAGGAGAGAUGAUCAUCCGAACUGUCUCAAAGUCAGAUGAAGGUUUCUACCACUGUAAACACCCAGAGAGAGGAGAGUCACCGAAAAGCUGGGUCUCAGUCAGAGCGUCAGGUCCAUCAGGUGUAGAAGCUCCAUUCUCAGUGCUCAUGCUGAUCAGUAGUGUAGUGACGGCCUCUCCGUAUCUGCUGGUGACCAUCAUUCUGCUGGUCAAAUGUUACAGAGCUCGAGUUCACACUGAUGAAGAGAGGAUUGAGAAUGCAGUCAUAGAGGAGUGAGCAAAGUUCAUCUGUAAAAAGAGGAUGCAUUUACUGUCAAAUAAUUUCAUCAUUUCUUGUUCUUUAAUGCUUUGUGGGAUUUUAAAAUAAUACUGAUUUGUCAUUUUAAUGCCAUGCUGUUAUUUGCUCAGCAUCUUUUAGACACCUUCAUUGUUCUGACUGGAUUUGUUUAGCUGAAGCCUGCAAACCUCCUCAUGAGGUGAAAGUUACCAUGUGUGUAUCUCCAAUAACGCUUACAUGCUGCUAAUGCAAUGCGGAGUAAAAAAUGAACAAAGAGUCUUAUAAAAAUAUUAAUCAAGGGGAAAUGUUGAUGCAGAGAGUAUAUAUGGUUUAAAUUGCGUUAUUUCAGAAUGAAAAUGUGCAGUGUAAUGUUUUCCGGUGUAGGUUGUAUUUUCUGUAAGGUGACUACAGUCAGAGCGGUUGGUGAAAAGCCCAGUGUUACUGGAGUUAAAGUAAGUUAAGCUUUGUAUGGAUGCGAUUAAAAAAAAGAAGCUCAUCGACUGUUAUCUGAAACAUGGUGGGAACUAAUAUUGUGUUUUGUGUCUUCUCAGUGUUAGUUCUACCACUACUGUAUUUGUACUGCUGUGUUUUCUUCUAUUUCUUUGUGAGAUUAGCUCUAGCUGGAUUACGAGGAGUAGAUUUACAAUCUGUUACACACUGUUGUUAGAUUUGUUCGACUUUUCAGCUGUGUGAACUUUAAUUGUAGUUGUGUGAGGAGAUUUGUGGAUGAAACGAUUUGAUCAAUUCAAUAAAUGCAUCAUUAUCAGUUCACUGAAUUAUUUAACCUGGUAGCAAUAAUGUAUCGUAUGAAGUACAAGUAAUACUCUGAGAAAACUCUUGUGCCUUUGUCAAUAUCAGCAUUUUUACCAUUUUGUAUUUUUAUACAAUGAUGUACUUUUCAUUGUCUUAUAUUGUCUCUUGUCUCCUGCUGUAAGAUUGGAAUUUCCCACAUGGGAUUAAUAAAGUGUUAUCUUAAAAG